AUGGAAUUUAGCGACAUGAAUCCCGUUACAACAGGAGGGUAUCCUUUUUCUUUUAAUAAGAAAGAAGUCAGAAAUUAUUUUAUUGAUUAUUUAGAAGAGGAAGGAAAAUGUUACAGGAAGAAGGAUUUAAAAAGUUCAAUAAUUUUUAGAUGUUUUGUUUUAUCCAUUCUUACGCUGUUACAUAUUAUUUUACAAAAUACAAACAUAUUUGCACGUUAUAGCACUUUUAGAAAUACCCAGUUGUGUAGUAGAUAUACAAGAGAAUUAGCCGAAAGGAAAAAUGCGAAGGUUGGUAAUAAUAAUACAAAUAAUACUAUGUUAAGGGAGGGAAAUCAGGAGCCACCUAAUAAAUCAGUUAAACUAGGGGAAAAAUCAAGAAAUUUAAAUGUGAAAAUGGAUUCUCCUUCAAAAUCUCAACCCUCUAAAACGAACAAUCCGCAGACAGACAGGAAGCAGAUCAUAUUAGGAGAAACUUCUAGAUCUCUUCUUUCAGGAGGAGAUGCAAGUCCUAAGCCAUCCCCUGUAGGGAGGGAUUUUCCUCAACCAGAAAGUAAACCAGUCGAAACAGAUAGACGUUCAAGGCAUAAUAGUAUCGAUAAGGGAGAUAAUGCAGUUUUAAAAGAAAAAAGAGUACAAGGAGGUACUUCAGAAGCAAACGAAAAUGAAAAGUUAGAUAUGAAAAAGAAGGGAAAUGAUCCUUUAUUGAAAAGGAAUAUACAAGAUGGUCAACCGCUAGGAAAGGAACCCUCAGAGAAAAUAGGUGAAAAUGGCAUAAAUGUUGAGCUUAUUAAAAAAAAUGAAGAUUUGGUGAAAAAGGAUAUAAGUAAAUUUGAAAUAAAAGAUCUCCGAGAAUCUAUUAAUAAACCUGACUUUGAAAUUACAUUGUUGCGUAAAUAUAACAGAAUAGUUGAUUGUAAGAAUGUGGAAUUGCCUUAUGGUUGUACGUCUUCUGAUUUUAUUAAAUAUAUGUCGGAAUUAGAUUUAAGUAAAAAGCUUGAGAAUUUAAAGUAUUUUGGAGAUCCUAAAAGUAUGUAUCUUAUAUAUAAAUAUGUUCACGAUCAUGAAAGGGUAGAAUUUUGGAAAGUAAGAAAUAUUUUAUGGAAAUUAUGUGAGGAUUUAGAAGCAAAGUUUAAAAUACCAAAGGAAAUUAAAAUAAAAGAAUGGAAUAAUAUUUUUGCUAAAUUGAUAGAGGAAUUAUUAAAAAAGGAUCAAAAAAGUUAUGCAGAGUUGCAUGAAUUAAUUAAAAUUGGAAAUUGUGUUAGAUCGAAGUUUAUUGAAUUCAUAGUUGGUAAAAGACAUUCAUGGAAGCUGUUCUCCAAUGAAAUGAAUGACAAAUUUACGGAAGAAUUGGCUACUAAUUUAGUGAAAUAUGCAAAAUAA
Messenger RNA from Plasmodium malariae, 1380 nucleotides. RefSeq names its product Plasmodium exported protein, unknown function. Lineage: Eukaryota; Apicomplexa; Aconoidasida; Haemosporida; Plasmodiidae. The transcript is spliced from 2 exons. Bases 1 to 1380 code for a protein of 459 amino acids. The record is from RefSeq and is a predicted model, not a curated record.